UCUAAAGUUGUUCAGAAAGUUUUGUGGUUCAUUCUUGGAAACUCAUGCUGUAAAUAUUUCACAGGGCAUGAGUGGGUAUAAGGCAGUGGUUCUCAGCCUAUGGGUCAUCAGAUAUUUGCAUUAUGAGCCAUAGCAGUAGCAAAAUUACAGUUAUGAAAUAGCAUCAAAAAAUUUUAUGGUUGGGGGUCACCACAACUUGAGGAUCUCUUAGAGAGUCGCAGCAUUAGGAAGGGUGAGGACCUCUUGCAUGAGGGAUGCUUGGCUCAAACUGUCUGGACACAUUUUUACCAAUGAGAAUUUGAGUAACUCUUCCAGGGUGUCUAAAACCCUGUUUCCUAGCAGUAAAAUGAGAGCUAAUGAUGGUGCUCACUUAAAAGGUUCCUUGCCGGGAUUAAAUAGGUAUAUUAACAGAGAACUGUUACAACUGUUAUUUCCUUCAGGGUAGCUUUUGACCCUGAUGUCCACCAGUCCUCUGUCCCCAACAGGGAAAGUUCCAAGGGCGCAGUUAACGGUCCAGGGAGCAAACGGCUAACAACUUGUAGAUCAUUCGGCUAACAACUUGUAGAUCAUUCUGCAGUAGCUGAGGAAAAAUAUCCCCAUGGUCCUAAAUGCCCAGCCUCGCUAUAUAGUGCAUUUAUGCUCUUCCAGGGGAAGGUCUAGCAUACUGAAAGAGCAGUGGCAAAGGCCUUCAGGAGCAAGUCAGUGACAACCAUCUGCUUCAUGUUCUGUCAGACUAUAGAGCCAGCCCUGGACACAGUCCAGAAUUCUUUAGCGGGCAGGAGCCUUCCAAGGCACGGAGCUACAGAGCGAGGGGUCCAUGUACUCUACUCCGGACUGCUUCUGGCUCAUGGGCAGGAUGGGAACCAGAACAAGCUUCCUGGCCCUCUUGCUGAACUGAUGUUUUCUUUUUCUAAGUCGUGAGGUGUCAUCGUCCUCCAUCCUCCUCCACGCCAGCCCCCAGUUGAAACAAGGACUCCACCCCGUCUCUCCUGAAUUCUGCCCAAUCUCUGGUGUCCUCAGUGCUUGGGAUCCACAUGCUUGAUUGCUUACCGUCUGUGUCUGUGGCGGUCCUGGAGGCCGUCAAGUUGGAAAAGCUUCGUGUGAGUCGGUUUUCACAAGAAGAAGAAGCAUCCUGAGACAUCCGAAUUAAACCUGCCAAUCAGCCUACAUUAAACUUACCAGCACAGGGGACCAUGGACAUCGAAGCGUAUUUUGAAAGGAUUGGUUAUAAGAACUCAGCGAAUAAAUUGGACUUGGACACAUUAACUGAAGUUCUUCAGCACCAGAUGCGAACAGUUCCUUUUGAGAACCUUAACAUGCAUAGUGGCGAAGCCAUGGAUCUGGGUUUAGAGACCGUUUUUGACCACAUAGUGAGGAAGAAGCGGGGUGGGUGGUGUCUCCAGGUUAAUCAUCUCCUGUACUGGGCUCUGACCAAAAUGGGCUUUGAAGCCGCGAUGUUGGGAGGAUACGUUUACAUAGAUCCAGUCAAUAAAUACAGCAGCGAAAUGGUUCACCUUCUAGUACAGGUGACCAUCGGUGACAGAAACUAUGUUGCUGAUGCUGCCUACGGAGGCUCCCUCCAGAUGUGGGAGCCUCUGGAAUUAGUGUCAGGGAAGGAUCAGCCUCAGGCACCUGCCAUCUUUCGUUUGACAGAAGAGAACGGAACCUGGUACUUGGACCAAAUCAGAAGAGAGCAGUAUGUCCCAAACCAAGAAUUUGUUAACUCAGAUCUCCUUGAGAAGACCAAAUAUCGAAAAAUCUGUUCUUUCACUCUCAAACCCCGCACUAUCGAAGAAUUUGAAUAUUCAAAUACCUACCUUCAGACAUCACCGUCAUCUGUAUUUGUAAACACGUCGUUUUGCUCCUUGCAGACCACAGAAGGCGUGUGCUGUUUAAUAGGCUCCACCAUUGCAAGUAGGAAAUUCAGUUAUAAGGACAAUGUAGAUCUGGUCGAGAUUAGGAAUGCGAAGGAGGAAGAAAUAGAAGACAUCCUGAAAACUGCAUUUGGCAUUUCUUUGGAGAGAAAGUUUGUGCCUAAAAAUGGUAACCUAUCUUUUACCAUUUAGGAUGAGAUGCAAAACCACUUUUGAUUAUUAUUUCAUGCUCUUAAACAUUUGAAACAUAUGCAAAUGUAUCCAUAACAGGCCUUAAAGAAUCAUCACCCAGGUGGAUAUUGAUCAACUAAUGACUUGUAUCUUCUAUUUCCUACGUUUUAUAGAAAAGAAAUCCUAGCUGUCCUAUCAUUUCACCAAGAAAAAUAUUAUCAAUUAUAAUUAAAUAAAAAUUUCAAUGGAUAUAACCACAAUCUUUUCAAGAUUAAUCAUAUAAAAAAUUCUUAAUGAAGAUGUGGUUAUUUUGGGAGCCAUAUUCAUUUGUAAUAGAAAAGCUUCAAGCAUUAUGCUAUUGUUGAACUCAUAUAAAACUUAUAUUGGUAGUUGACUAUGAAUUAACAGAGAACUGCAGGCAUUAAAUUUAGCCAGAAUAAAUCUGAUGUCCAAGGUUUACAAGAAACCACCUUCACAACUUAGGAUCAGAAUAAAGCCAACAAGAAUGAGCCAUCAUUCCAGUUCCAGGAAACCUAGACCUAAAGACAAAAUUCAAACCAAUGCAUGGGUCUCUAUGAGUAGGCACCAACACAAUGACAUGGCUUAGAAUUUCUUCCAGGGCUAAUUUUGCAGACACAGUUCUGUUUGUAUUUGAUUUUUUUUUAAGCUAUGGGAACACUGAUGUUUGGAAUUAGGUGAUUUAUACCUCAUGUAAUAAUCUUUAUAGCUCAUAAAAUAUAUGUUAUCUGGGAAACGUAAAGUAUAUUAAUUGUUAACUAUAUUAAAAUAGUAUUGGCUGACAGGA
Messenger RNA from Peromyscus maniculatus bairdii (prairie deer mouse), 2850 nucleotides. The record is from RefSeq and is a predicted model, not a curated record. Lineage: Eukaryota; Metazoa; Chordata; Mammalia; Rodentia; Cricetidae.